Molecule: messenger RNA, 673 nt
Organism: Drosophila serrata
Lineage: Eukaryota; Metazoa; Arthropoda; Insecta; Diptera; Drosophilidae
Source: RefSeq, a predicted model, not a curated record
AGAACCAGAUUGCAGAGCAAGUGAAGCGAACGUUUUAAUUACAAGAAAUAUGCAAGGAACCCAAGUGCUGUGUCUACUCCUAGCCACCUUUGGCUUGGCCAGUUGCCGCUUUGUGGUGCGUCGUGAUGUGAGCCACCUUCCGCUGGAGUACUUGCCUCCAGUGGUGUUGCCACCUGUUCCAAGUCGCGAUUAUCUGCCACCAGUGGAGCAGCAUGCAGCCACUCUGAACCAUGUGCUACAGCCACCCCGUGAUUAUCUGCCCCCAUUGCCCAACAAUGAGUACCUGCCGCCUGUCGUUGAAGAGGAGACCACCACCGAGGUGAUAAUUCCCGAGGAAACCACCACGCUGGAGCCCACCACAGAGGCUGUCACCGAGCCAUUGCCGGAAGUGGAAGUUAUCACAGAGCCCGAGGAGGAUGUGGUGCCCAAGACCCUGGAGCAUGUGGAGGAGGCACCCAAGGAGGAGAAGGAAGUGGAGUCUGCAAUUCUCUUGGACGAUGGCUAUCACUACCGCACGCCCUCGGUGGUGCCUGAUUUGCUGCCCGUGAAGGAGUAUCUUCCUCCCCUAGAUGGAAAUGCUGUCGUUGAGGAGCUGCCCAAUGGCGAUGAGGACUCUUCAGCCCUGUUGGAUGAUGGCUACCACUAUCGCUCCGUGAAGCGACUCCGCUUCUAG